This is a messenger RNA of Ramularia collo-cygni, 1554 nucleotides long. RefSeq lists its product as uncharacterized. Lineage: Eukaryota; Fungi; Ascomycota; Dothideomycetes; Mycosphaerellales; Mycosphaerellaceae. The record is from RefSeq and is a predicted model, not a curated record. Gene Ontology annotation, cellular component: cytoplasm; nucleus; nucleotide-activated protein kinase complex. The transcript is spliced from 3 exons. Gene Ontology annotation, biological process: signal transduction. Bases 1 to 1554 code for a protein of 517 amino acids. Gene Ontology annotation, molecular function: protein kinase binding.
AUGGGUAAUGCCGAGUCACGCCAACCAGGCGGRGGGGCCUCGACGGGGACGCCACAGCGGAAAGAGUCUCAGCAGUAUCCUCGAGCGGGCAAGAGCGGGGCGGGAACGGCGGCGAGCACAGAGCAUGCCAGCAGUCCCAACACCAAGACAAAGCAUGGCCGACAACGCUCAACCACGACCGCCAGCYCCACGAAACACGACUCGAGCAGUCGUAGCAAUACCCCGAGCAAUAGCAACACCAUGGGCAAUGAGGCCAGCGCACCGCACGCUCCCUCACGGCCCGGCACACCGUCACCACCUGCGACGACAGCAUCACCUGUAGAGCGCGAAUCGACUCCCUCCUCACAAUCACAACCAGUGGCAAUCCCGCUCUCCGCCGCAGCAUCGGCCAGCGAUGGGCAACAAGAUCCGGUGCUGUCGCCAGCAUAUCACUUGCCGCCCGCAGCGAUAUACAGCCGACCGCCGCGUCUCCCUCUCCCCAUUGAGGAGGAAGAUCACAUGCCCGGCUCGCCUAUCCUCCCAUCCCAGGACAUUACCUCACCACUCGAUGAUAAUGACCUCGAAAGCGGCAUCAUACCGCGAAGGUCGAGCAUGCUCAGCUCGACCACAGUCGACGAUGAGGAAGACAUGGAGAAUAACGACGCCUUUCCUCCAGACGUCUCUCAAUCACUGCAGGUCAAGAUACCCACGAAAGUGGAGUGGAAUGGCCCGGGCGAGAAGGUGUUUGUGACGGGAACAUUCUGCAACUGGGAGAAGAAAAUGAAGCUGCACAAGAACAAAGGAUCGGACAAGCAGGGCUUCUCCGCCAAUAUUCUGCUCCCGCCGGGCACACAUCACAUCAAAUUUUUAGUCGACGGCGAGAUGACAACGUCGAACGAAUUGCCCACCACUGUUGAUUGGACCAACAUUCUUGUCAACUAUGUCGAGAUUGUGGCGCCUCUACCUCCCGAGACAGAGGGAGAGAAGCAGCCACCCGCGCCGGCUGAGCCGAUGCCGAUACCAGGCGCAACAGGGACUGCAGAACAGCAUGGGGACGCUGUGCGACCUCUACCCUAUCGCUCUGCAGACCUUCAAUCUGGUCCAGAUGCAGAUCUUGCCUCCACCCUACAAGACGUAGGACCGAAAGGCGAGCGAACACCAUCUGUUUCAGCGCCGACACCCAUGCCAGAUCCAGCCCAACAGCAGAAAUCUGAGCCUACCGAGCCUGUGGCCAAGGUGCCCAGACCGAAAUACACCAACAAAAUACCUCAAUUUCUUCUCGAUCUUGACAACUACAGCCAUCCUGACGAUGAAAGCUUUCAACGUGYGCAACGGGUCGCAGGCACACUUCCGCCGCCUCCCAGUUUGCCCAUGUUUUUGAGCAAGAGUAUUCUGAACGGGAAUACUCCUCACAAGGAUGACGCUAGCGUGUUGAUCAUGCCAAACCACACUGUGUUGAACCACUUGGCCACUAGUAGUAUCAAGAGUGGAGUGCUCGCUACCAGCGGCACCACGAGAUACAAGCGAAAGUUUCUCACGACCAUCAUGUACAAGCCUACUUCAGAUGCUGGCUGA